Messenger RNA from Mobula hypostoma (lesser devil ray), 7483 nucleotides. Its product is annotated as protein HEG-like. NCBI's taxonomy places the organism in Eukaryota, Metazoa, Chordata, Chondrichthyes, Myliobatiformes, Myliobatidae. The coding region runs from base 158 to 1957 and encodes 599 amino acids. The record is from RefSeq and is a predicted model, not a curated record. The transcript has 13 exons.
UGUGCCUUUAAGACCGGCAGGAGGUGGAGUCUGACGCGCUGUAACCGCUACAGCUGUUGAAAGUGACCAGAACCGAGUUUGUUCAGCACCUGUGUGCAGGCGUCGGGGACGGAGCCGUGAGUGUCUUCAGAUCGCGUCUAACAAGAAGCUGGCGACGAUGAUGCGCGGCGCCACAUCGAGUUGCCUUUUCAUUUUUAUCUGCUCCAUGGCAGCUCUUUGCAAGAGCAGCACGGCCACGGAAAGCACAGUAAUAUCCGCUGUGAGUUCCUCUUCAAAUACAUCAUCUUUUACCAGCUCAACCUUGUUAUCAUCAUCGGAUUCCACUUCACCAGGAGAAUCAACCUUUAUGACAACUAACCAAUCAAGCAUGACAAUUGGCAAUACAAGCCCAGACUCCCGUUCAAGCACAGAAAGCGGUAACUCAACCUCAGCCGUCAGUUCAGGCAGUACGGUUUUAAUGCCAUCCAUGUCAGCAUCCAAUGCAAGUCUCUCAACUAUUUUAACCUCUGAAGCAUCUGCUUCAAAUUCAAGCACAGUUGAAGCAAUGGCCUCUACUUUGCAAUCAACAUUUGAGACUACAAGCUUCAGUGUCAACCAAACAACCGCGCUGGUAAAUGGGGGAAGUUCAACGAUAAACACAACUCAGCCUACAAGUGUGACAGAUAAUGUCACCCAGGGUUCAACGAUCAUACCCACAACCAUUGCUACCACACUUAAUGCAUCAAGCAACUUGACAACUGCAAGUGAAUAUACUGUGCCAACAACAAAUGGGACAACUGUAGUAGAUGCAUCUAAUACCACAAUAAGCAGCAGACCAACCACGACAGUGACAGUCAACAUAACAGUACCGGUGAACACAACAGAUGUCAGUACAGAUGUUCCCCAUUCCAGCUGGAGUACACAGUCUCAAAAAACUUCAACAACAAGUUCUACAGUUGCAUGCCAACCUUCGACUUGUCCACCAGGCAGUAAAUGUGUGAAUCUUUAUCUGUCACAUACCUGCCGCUGUACCAUUGGGCAAUCUUUGCAACAAGAUAAGUGUGUACCAGUGAAAACCUUCCCGGGAACCUUGCAUUUAAAAAUGGAUUUUCUUCCCGGCAUGAAUGAAGUUCAAUCAAAGGUAUUCUUACAGACUUCAAGAAGAAUAGAGGAGGAGAUGAAAAAAUUCUUCAAAAAUGACCCUUCCUACUACCAAUCUAUUGUUUGGAAACUUCAAAAGGGGAGUGUUUUGGCCUCUGUUGACAACAUUUUUUCACUUUCUUCCAAUGUAACUGAGGAAUCUGUCAACCAAUAUAUCAAAGAUGGCAUCAAAAAUUGUUUGAACUGCACAGUGAUAAAAGAUUCAGACAAUUAUACGUCUGAAAGUAUUUGCAAACGAAAUGUUUGUGAUGCGAACACUUCUGAGUGCAAAGCAAGUAAUGGGAUUGUUGUGUGUAACUGCCUGCCUGGUUACUACAAGUUUGCAGAAUUCGAUCGAAGUUGCAAAGCUUGUCCAAGUGGACUUAAACUUCAGAAUGGAUCAUGUGUAAAGUGUCCAUUUGGUUAUAGUGGAUUUGACUGUGAUAACUCAUAUUUAUUGGCUCUUGUUGUGGUGUCCUGUGUCCUGGGUGGUAUCCUCCUACUCUUGCUGUUGGCUUUAAUGGGAAUAUGUCUCAGGUUAAGGAGUGGCGCCUAUAGCUCCUCAUCCAGCUCACAUGAUUAUAUAAUGUGGCCCAAAUCCGAGAUGCCGAAGAUCCCUCGCGCCACCAUGCACUGGGAUGGCAAUCAACUUGAAAUGCAGGAGAACGGAAGCACCAGCAGUUUAAAUGAUAUCCAUCGGGAAGGAGGGAGAAUGCCUGAGAAGAAUGAUGACCUGAAGACUUUUAAAGGAAAACAGCAGUCUCGUUACACUUAUCUCUGUCAAGGGCAAGAGAAUCCAUAUUAUGUCAGUGAUGAAAAGAAGCCAGAAUACUUGUAAAAAUGAGAAGAUGGUGUAAAUGCACUCACACUGGAAAAAAGAGGAUGGAACCCUUUGUACUUGUGUGCAUGUUACACAGCAAGUAUGAGGGAGGGGAGGAAAAGAUGAAUUUUACAAAUUUCUAAACCCCAUGUUAUUGGAAAAUAGAAUUCAAGCUCAUUGGCUACUAAACUAUCAGAUGGGAAGUCAAAUUUCCAAUGUCAGUUUUUUUUUGUUAUUUGCCUCUCCUCCUCCAAAAGCAAAACAGUUUUAAUUAAAUACUGACUCAUUACAUUUAUUUUCAAACCCUAAACAUACAGGUCUCUGCUGUGUCAGGGAAAUAGUUCAUUCAGAGUUCAGUGUCAUACUGCACAUAACUGCAGUAGAAAAGCCUCCUUUGAAAUGAUUCGGGAAUCUUCACCUGAACUUCCCAGAUGAAAGAAUAAAUUAAAUUGCCCUUUUACUUUUAAGAUUUUAAUAAGUUAUCCUUAAAAUAUCAACCUUUUUUUAUAAUGACAAGGAAAGUUGUAACAUUUUCAUGUUUGUUUGAAUGUACUUAAGUUGUUGGGGUUGGAUGCAUUUGCCUAGCCACACCACUAACUGUUCCUCCUUUAGUAAAGUCAGGGGUAAAAAUAAUUUCAGUCUACUUUUAAUGGAUAUUCUAUCACCAGCUCUGUAGUAUUGCUCUGCUUUCCUUAGUAGGCUAUAAUAAGCAAUGUGAUGAGAUAACUUUUUGCAUAACUAUAUUUACUGUAACAAAUAAUGAGAAAAUUAAUCUUUGAACUUGUAUUGAAAGAUUGGUUGGUAGAAAAUAGUAAAUUAGAAAUUUGCCACUUAAAAUACUAGAUGGAAAUUGUUCACCUUCUAACAUGAUAAACGACAUUCAUUUAUUGCAUCACCAGCAAGCUAAAGGAGGGCACAUUUUCACCAAAAAAUAGCUUAAAUUGUUUCAAAAGUUGCACAUUUUACUAAUGGAUUAUGUAGAUAUCUUGUAAAUACUCUGGUGCAUACUUUAGCUCCAAGAUGUAUAUUUAGUUUAUUGACUACUGUAGACAAACUUCUGGUUUGAAUCUGCAGUUGGUUUAAAACCUUCAGUCUUUUGAUUAUUGAUUCAUUAAUUUAUUUUCUGCAGUGAAGACACAAAAUCUAAUUAAUUUUUACCUGGCAUAAAGGGGUGGUAUUAUACUUGUCAAAUGUGCAUUAAAAUAGAUUUUGAUUGUUUAUCAUGACUUUGUUAGCUGGUUUCUUAACAUGUUGAAAAUUUUAAUAUGAUGGCUAACACUGUAAGAAAAAUUCACCCUUUUUUAUUUGUCAGUAAAAUUUGCUUUGUCUCAUUCUCAGCGCUACAUUUCAGUUCUGUGUCUUGGAUAUCUAACCUAACUCUCCAAUACUUUUGUAACCUCUAGUUCUUUCUGUGAGCUAGCUGCACUGUGGAAACAUUUACAGACUGACCAUAGCAUUGUGGCUACCACAUGAGCUUGAGUGAGGAGACCCUGUGACCAAGUAUAGUCAUAUACCUGUGAUGUUGACACCAUGGUGCAUAGUUACUGUAGGGACAGCAUUUUUACUGCCCCAGUGAGACUGGUUGAGGCCAUAUAGAACUAGUGGAAAAGGUCUGACUGCCAGCCUUAAAUUAGUUUUAUUAAGUUAACUAGAGGAACUACCAGUGCAAGUCAAGCUACAGCAUAUUGGUAUAGUAACCACACAAAAUAAAAAUAUCUACAGAUUAAAUAGUUGGAUUUCCAGGUUUAGUUUUUCCUUCUCUGAUUAUUCUUAAAGAAUACUUUAAACAAAGAUGAGUAUUAGUAGCACUUGACUGUUAGUGAUUUAAAAUGUAGUGACAAUGCAUUAUCAAAUAGCAAAGCCCAUUAAUUUCCCCAAUUUAGCCAUAUGGGAAAUGGCUCCAAAAAUUGAACCAUGCAAAUGGUAACUAGUCCUAGCAAUCUUUUUAUUUCAAACAUUUGCAUUUCUUAUUUUUAUAUGUAGGCGAAGUUUCUUCAGAAGCUAAUUCAUAACAGUGGUCUGGUGGACAAUUUGAGGUAUCAUAGCUUAAACUUUGAAGCACAUUAAUGAAAACAUUGAUAGCUUGUGCAUGUAAAAGAAAACUUUUUAUUUCUAAUUCAAAAUGGAACUGUCUAUUAAUAGCAAAGAUGUGCCUAUUUUUUUCUCUUUUACAAAGGAUAUAUUUUUGCAAUCCUACAAAUGUCUAUCAGAAAUCCAAGGUUCAUUUGCUUAAGAAAUGGAUUAUAGCUUUCAUAGUUUCUCUGGAAUGUAUGCAUAUUUUACAUUGGUAAAAUUGUUUAUCCAUUAGCAUAGAACAGUUGAACAUGACCUGCUUUUGGUUCUCCACCUCAUUCUGCUUUUUUGCUGCCAACUUUACCCAGUAUUCUCAAUAAGAGAGAAGUAUAAUUGCUGAUGCUUCUCAAGAAGGGCCUGAUGUUGUUGGUGGAUGGGUAGGUGGGCGGUUGUGUUUUGCAAGAGAUCAUUACAAGUAUUCAUUGCAUUUGGGAUAAAUUAGUUGCUGUAGGCUUUGAAAAUAAGUGUUUUAGCCUAGUAAAUAGAUUGUGUAACGUUGUUUUCUUAAGUACUACUAUUUCAGAAUUUAUUUUUUGGAUUUGGACCAGAAUUGGACCAGGCAUUUGCAUGGCCUGAACUCUUCCUAAGAUCAGUCAUGCACCAAAGGAUGAUGUUGUGUAUUUACCACCCCUCUCCACAUGCCAACAGCAAUUGGAGCUCAAACUUCACACUGUGAUAGACAUGGAAUACUCUUAGCAUAAGUGAAAGCAUAUUGUCCAACUUUCCCUCUGCUUUUAAAAGAGAUGCUCUUCUCUUAUUGGGAGAUCUGAUUUGGCAGUUCCAGGACUGAUUCUAGUUGCUCAAACACCUUCCAGUAUAAGUACGGUGCGCUUAAUUAAGAUGAUAUUUACACCAAUAUGUAGUUCCUGAGAUGUUCAUUCCAUGGGUGGCUUUGUGGUAACACAACUGACUGCAGUCCAUUACUGAAGGCAGAGCUAUAUCUAUGACUGGUCACUGGGUGGGUCAAUGAGCUUCAGAGAAGAGGCAAACAGAGCACAUUUCCCCCCCCCCCCACCACCACCAUCUGCAGAGACACCAACACCCUUUCUGUAUCAUUUUGCUAAGCACAGGCUCUGUCUUUCUGAAUCUGCCAUCACGGAGUUGUGUGGCAUUCUGCAAGAAGACUCGGACCCUUUUAUGCCUGGACUGUUCAUCAUGGAAGUUAAAUCAUGUUGAUUCUUAACUUCCUAGCCAUAGGCUCUUUCCAAGUGACCAUAGCAGAUCUCUACUGUGUUUCGGUCUCUAGGCCGCACGUACAUGAAUUAAUCUACCUUCCUGUUGAUUUCACUGAGGAUUAGGUGGCAUCUCUUAGGAUUUGCUGGCAUUGUAGCCUCCCAAAGGAGUUGGUGGCCAUUGGUUGCACUUAAACAUAUUGCCCCCCCCCCCAAGCAGAUCCCAGCUCUUUACAUUGACAGAAGUGGUUUCCACUCCAUUAAUAAGCAGAUGUUCAUUCCUGAUACUGAAUGCCAUGUUUCUGAGAAGCAGGUAUGACCUCCUUGGAGGACCACAAGUCAAAAUUAAAUAACAAUACUGCCUGGAGGGACAGAUGGUUGGGUGUAAGGGAUACCCUUUACUUCCAUGGCCAUUCACACUGGUGUUGCUACAAUGAGAACCAUGCAAACAGCAUCAUGAUAGUGAUUGCCAUUGCCCUUCUCAGGAUGAGAUGUCUUUGCCUGCAUCAGUUUAGGGCCACAUUUCAGUGCUGGUUAAGUAAACGUGGAGACUUCAUGUGUUAAACGUAGCACAUUUUAUAAAAUUCCAGUCAGUAGUAUGUGUCGGAGGAACAGCAACUAGACCUAGAACUUGAUGGUUCUUGGCAUGGAGCAGCAGAGCUGGUGUAGGAAGGCAGCUACCAGGGAGAUGAGCUUAGUCUGGCUGCACAACUUUACUUACCCAGACAAGGGAAGAGUUGUUGAUGUGAUGUUUGUACUUAGCUUGCAAAGUCCAAGACCCCAGUGGAAGCAAAGUGAUCCUCUCCAAAUGUCAGUCAAAACCAUUGACAUAGUGCCCCAAUAAUCGGAUGGGAAGCUUAGAUAUACCCAAAAGUCCUCUUGCAACUUUCUUUGCAGUUCCAACUGCUCUGAAAGUAACACAAUGAGUACAUCAAUGCCUCCUUCCAGUCUUGUUCUGAUUACUGAAGCCUGGCCUAAAGAACUCCAUCCCAUGAGGAUCUCUGAUCUGCAGGCAUAAACAAUGUGCAAAUCAUCAGAAUGUAACUUUGUGAGGUCAUGAAAUUUAUUUUCCCUUUCUUUAUUUGGAGAUUCACACUCCUUGGGGGGAGAUUACGGUAGCAUCUCCUGUCAAUUCCAAUAAAGAUGGCGGGGCUGAAAUGCUAACUCUGUCGCUCUACAAAAUCUGCUGUAGAGCAUUUCCAUCAUUUCAUUUCCAUGCUUAUCUCCUGCCAGGCUUCUCUUCUGCUGAGCUUGGUGAGUCUCCGUGCCUUCCAGUAGUCAAGACCUUUCUCAUAGCUUGUAGCUUGUUAACCAUUACUUGCAUGUCCUCUCUUGAGUGAUUGUAAGAGCUGUCCCUCAAACCUACAGUCAUAAUGUGUUUCCCUGCAAUCUCACUGAUAUGGGGAAUGUGCCAUUAUUUGUGGGUGAUGCCUUUCUCUGACUCUCUCUGCAGAUUGUCUGCAAUGAGACUUAGUGAGAUCCUGUUGGAAAAUGCACAGGGUCCCACUUCAGUGCUUUAAAGUCAGUUCACAGCAUUUAUUUUUGCAAGGGCCAUGGUUUGGUGGUUGUACUAAACUGCAUUUUACAGCAUUAAAUAGGUGAAACCAAAUUUCUAGGUAAAGGACUGCAUAGACUUCUUUAAAAAAAAUUUUAAAUUUGGAAUAUUGUGAAGACCUGCCCAGAUUUUUAUCAUUUUUGAAAAAUUUCUGACUGAGUUGGGUACAGUGUCUUUUUUCAUUGUGGAAGGUGCAAAGGGAAAGAGACUAACUGAUGUAAUGCUCUUAACAGGAGGCUGGAAUUAGUUUUGUAAUCUGGGUUUCAAUUUUAUCACCCUGCACAAAAGAAGCAUCAGUGAUCCUUUGGAGAUGACAUAAUUUCCACAGUGAUCCCAAAAACAUACAUAAGGGAGACACUUCCAUUCUAUAUUGAGUCUAUUUUACAGAUGUCUUGUGUGUUUGCUUCCUACUCUGUUUCAGCAAAAAAAAAUGUAAUGGAAAGUGUGUAUUUUUGGGAGCUUAAGCAUUUUUCUUUGCUCAAGAAGAUUUAUUUGCUGCUCUUGCAUGUAAUAAAAAUAACCAAAGUUGCUUUCUUGAUUCAGACUGACUGUUUCGCUUGUACCUUUUUGUACAUUGCAAUUGUGAUACUUGUAAAGCAAUUUAAUGCCAAAUAGGAGUAAAAUCAAGAGAAUUUCAAAAAAGCUGUUAUAAAAGAAUCACUGGUAUUGUAAUAUUGAAAGAUGUUUUUCUAUUGAUAUUGAUUACAAAAUUUUAAAAUGUUUAAAUUGAAAUAAAGAAUUACU